This is a messenger RNA of Gryllus bimaculatus (two-spotted cricket), 1122 nucleotides long. NCBI's taxonomy places the organism in Eukaryota, Metazoa, Arthropoda, Insecta, Orthoptera, Gryllidae. The record is from the annotation of a GenBank genome assembly.
AUCGCCAUUUUGGGAACCUAGAUGGCGUUGGCGCUGGGCUACAGAACGGUGCUGCUAAAUGUUACAUGGAGGAACCACGAGGAACUAUUAACAAGUGACUCGCGAAUGCGCAUGGUAGCUCUUCUGUCAAGAAAAGAGACGAAGCGGAUGAGCAAAAGUACUACAGAGGAAACAUUUGCAUUUUAACAUAGGUUUUAGCAUUGUAAGAAACUCAUUUGUGCAGAAAAUGAUAGUACCAAAUGCAAGCAAUUUGUCAGAUGACUCUGAUGACGAAGUUGAUAAUGAUGAAGUCGGAGACACUUAUUCCAAAAAGUAUAAGUUGCUCCUGGAAAGAUGCGAAGUGUUGCAAUUGGACAACGAGCGGUUAGUACACAGGAUCCAACAGGUCAGGAAAAUAUUGAGAAGAUGCAGAAAAGAGAGAAAAUUCCUAAUGGAACGACUAGACCAGCAUGGUGACAACUGGCAGAACAUGCAGCUACCAUUAACUCUGGAUGAACCUAUGCCGGUAACUACCCCACAUGUUACACCAAAAGCAGAAAAGCAUUACACCAAAGGAAAUGACAGAACAUCUCACAAGGCCUCAGCAGGUGAGAAAGUUGGAAGAAAAAACACUGCGACCGGAUCAGGAACAAAGAGAAAAUACACAAAACACAGUGAGAAGCCAGAACGGGAUCCCAAUGCUCCCAAACGACCUGCAAAUCCUUUCUUUCAGUUCUGCCAGGAACAAAGACCGAUAGUUAUGGAAAGGUUAGGAAUGGAACAAAAAUCUGGAGAUGCUGAACCAUCAAAGCAAGAACUGACUCGCCAAUUGGCAAGCAAGUGGAACACACUUCCACCAGAGGAUAAAAAGGUUUAUUAUGAAAUGUAUGAAAAGUCAAAGGAAAAAUACGCGGCAGAAAUGCAAGUUUAUGCAAAUCGUGGAAAAUAUACGACAGAAGAAUGUUAAUAUAUGUUUGUUACAAAUUAUGAUUUUAAUAUGUAAUUUCUUUAUGCACAAUAAAAAUCAAUAUACAAAGAAAAUGUUUACAUUCCAUUCCAUCUAAUUAUUUUCAUUGUUAAAUGUUAUUUCAGUAGCUGCAAGUUCUAAUUCUUUCAGGCCUUGAAGGAAUCUUUUUCACGCCU